Molecule: messenger RNA, 3372 nt
Organism: Pristis pectinata (smalltooth sawfish)
Lineage: Eukaryota; Metazoa; Chordata; Chondrichthyes; Rhinopristiformes; Pristidae
Gene: ets2
Product: v-ets avian erythroblastosis virus E26 oncogene homolog 2
Exons: 10
Coding region: 203-1624 (473 amino acids)
Biological process (GO): regulation of transcription by RNA polymerase II; cell differentiation
Cellular component (GO): nucleus
Molecular function (GO): sequence-specific DNA binding; DNA-binding transcription factor activity, RNA polymerase II-specific
Source: RefSeq, a predicted model, not a curated record
AGUGCUUGAAUAGAUUGCUUAAGAGCGUGACCUCAGUAACUUUACAAGGGGGGAAUCACAGUGAAUUUCCACGGAGAUAUAACACUCGCCUGUAAUUGACACGCAUCUUUCACUCUCGGAUCUAUUGAGCUCACUGUUCGUGUUGUAAUCGACGGUUCGUGGACUGUGGGAUAUAACAAUUAAGACUCAAGUUACAAUCAAGAUGUGUGAUUUCUUGAGAGAUCAGGAAGCCCCUGUAGCUUUGGAAUCCCGAGGCAUACUUAAGCGUCAAUCAGCAUUUGACAUGCAUGAACCAUUUGAUACUGGACUUGAUGGAUUCCUAUCACAUUUAGAUGAAGAGCAAAGUGUACAAGAGGUUCCAACUGGCAUGUCUGCCUUAUUAAAUGAUGUUGGAACCAAUGAAGUUCCUCUCCUCACACCUGUCAGCAAGGCGGUCAUGAGCCAGGCACUCAAGGAGAGCUUCAGUGGUUUUGUCAAAGAGAGGCGACGCCUUGGCAUCCCAAAAGACCCUCACAUUUGGACUGAGCAGCAUGUUAAUCAAUGGCUACACUGGGCUGUCAAUGAGUUCAGUCUGCAGAAUGUCAAUUUCCAAAAAUUCUACAUGACUGGUCGAGUUCUUUGUGAUCUUGGGAAAGAAUGUUUUCUGGAGCUGGCACCUGACUUCAUUGGAGAUAUUCUCUGGGAACACUUGGAACAGCUAAUGAAAGAUUGCCAGGAAGCAUCACAGCAGAACUAUCUGGGAAACUCUGCUCUUAUCAGUGCAAACUCAAACUGGGUGGAUAAUAAUUCAUUUGAAUUCAACUCCAAUCAACUUCAAUGUGGGAGCCAGGUCUCUGAUUUUACUGGAAGUUUCCUCUCAGAGUUGUGUCAGAUUUCAUCGGAUUUAAGUAACCAGGAUUUUCUAGGCUUGAACCGCAACUUUGCAAUCCCUGCUAACCCACAGUUGAACAACAAUGAGAUGGGCUACUACUCCAUGCCGCAAAAGCAGAUGAAUGACAGCAGCUUGCAUGUGGGCAUGAUUGGCCCUGUUGAGACCAGAACCCAAGGUUCUCUCGAAAGUGUAGACAACUUUGAUGGUACAGACCCCCUGUUGAAAUCUUGGAACAGUCAGUCAUCAUUAUGUGAUGUGCAGCGUGUACCUUCUCAGGACAGUUUUGAAGAUGACUGUAGCCACUCCUUGUGUCCAAACAAACCCAAUAUCUCAUUCAAAGAUUACAUUGAAGAGAGGAAAGAGCCACUGGAACAAGGGAAACCAGUCAUCCCUGCUGCAGUGCUUGCUGGAUUCACAGGAAGUGGACCCAUUCAACUUUGGCAGUUCCUCUUGGAAUUACUGACAGAUAAAUCCUGUCAGACAUUUAUCAGCUGGACAGGGGAUGGAUGGGAGUUUAAACUGACUGACCCUGAUGAAGUUGCUCGUCGAUGGGGCAAGCGCAAGAACAAACCCAAAAUGAAUUAUGAAAAGCUGAGCCGAGGGCUGCGUUAUUACUAUGAUAAGAACAUCAUUCAUAAGACAUCAGGCAAGAGAUAUGUCUACCGCUUUGUCUGUGACCUGCACAACCUGUUGGGAUACACAGCGGAGGAACUUCAUGCAAUGCUUGGAGUGCAGCCAGACACAGAGGAUUGAUACAUUUAUUGCAUCUGCAUGGCUGAAAUUGCUAGCAGUGUGAAUGUGACAGGCACUAGUCAAAUUUCACUCUGAACUGGUCUGGUGUGGUGGGAGACAGAGUGGUUGCAUAAUGAGGAAUGGUACCACAGAGGCAUCUUGCUUUGCCAAAGAUAAAACUGGUGACAAACCUUUUCCUAUACUCUUACUCUUAACUAGUAGAGUUGUGCAGUAUUAACCAGUUAUAUCAGUUUAGUUUAGCAAUGUGGUUUUUUCCUUCUGAUUGUGAAUUGCCAAAUUGUGAAACAAGCUUUUAUUCUUUUAAUUCAAUGAGCUGUAGUUACAAGCCAUCCAGUAUCAGUGAGAACUUGUUUAAUGUGGCAUGGGUAAGGCUGUUAUAGUUUCAGACCAAAGGAGUUGCCAUAAAGUGAGAGGCUGUUACUUGCAUUCACAGCUCACUCCCAGGAUCACAAUGCUGCCCUUUUGUUCUUGAUAUCUUUUGCCUGUGGCCAAUUAAUAUUUCUGUCAUAUGAAACUCUUCAGAUUCCUAUGUUAAGAAUCGGGUUAAUGUGGAUACAAGUUGCUAGAUCCAUACAAGAUAUUCAGGUGCACAAAAAUGUAGCUAGUUUGUAGACUACACUGAAUUUUCAUUCAUUACUUCACUAACUCAAACAGUUGCUCAAAGUCAAUUUCUGAAACAAAUGUGGAAGUAUUAAACUGUGGCUUGGCAACUAUCAGGAAAUAUUUUAUCAACAUUCUGUGUAAGAUUACACUUAAUCUAUUGCCAUAACAGUCAUAUCUGCAGCCUGUAAACCCAAAAGUUUCCACCUGUCUUUUUAUACCUGUUGUUCCAAAUGGUAGUGCUUCUCUAAAAUAGCAGUUUUGCUAGAUGUGUGAUUGUCAUUUUAUAAAAAUCAAAGUUUAAAUAUUGCAAUGUAACUAUACAAGUCUCUGGUAGCUGUGUGACAGGAAACAGCUGCCAAUCUUUGCUGCCAAGGUUGGGGCAUUGUGAAAGGGUACUGCAGAGUUUCAAGGCAUUGAGGUUUACACAACUGCAUGGUUUGCAGAAAGCAGUGAGAAGGCAGCACCAUUCUUAGGAGGAUAUCAUCAAAAACCCUUUUUUGUCUUGUGCAUUCUAAAGUUUGUAAAUAUUUCAUAACAAUAGCUUGCUAAUAGUGAUGCAGCAAAUAUUUUUGAUACCUCUCAGCACUUUGAACAUAUUUUCCAUUAAUUCUGAUUAUUCAAUGGAAAAUAAGAUUAACUUCUAAUUCAUGACCCAGUUAUACACAAGUUGACUCCAGGAGAUAGAUGCUCAUUUAAUGGAACUGGUCUUUAAUUAACAAAAUGAAUGUAAAGUUCCUUUUUAAUGUUAUCCCCUGCAACACCUCAAACCUGUUACAUACUUACAAAAAGCAUCUAUGCAGAAUUUAAACCAUCCAACCUGAGGAUACCAGUUAGCCACUGAAUUGCUUUAAUUUCAAGACAAAACUUUCUGCAUGCUAGUUUACUUUGGGACAGGAUAUAAGGGGAUUAAUCUUUAUACAUAAAUUAUAACCCACCUUGGGGCUGAUGUUGCAGCUGGUUAUCUGCACUGAAUUUCAAAUUUGUUUUAAAUUGAAUGAGCUAGGAAAGUAUUUUGAUACCAUAAGGUUUUCUGAAUGCAGAACAAUGUAUAGUUUUUGUAUAGCAACAUAAAUUUGUAACAUUAAUUAUCACUUAUUUGUAUAAAUGGUUGUGGUUUUGAUAUAUUUUUGAAAUAAAUCCAUUUU